AUGGCCGACAUAGAGAGACUUCCCCUGGAGGUUUUGGAGGAUAUCUGUGAAUUUGUCGCUUCCGAGGACGACUGGGCCAGCCUGUGCGGUUUCUCACUUACAAACAGGCGAUUCUGUGACGCAGCAAACAAACAACGUUUCAGGGAGAUUCGCUUCCUCAUCACAAACCGCAAAGAGCUCCAUUCAAGCGUGAACCGAUGGAAUACCGUUUUAGAAUCGGGCUGCUAUUUUGCGUAUGUCCGUCGGCUUGUGCUCUACGACGAAGCUCCAGUCCAAAGUUUCGAGUCCGGCAUGCUGGAGGACCCUGCCGAUGAAAACAUUGACAUACUCUCAGGCCAAUCUCCCUGCAGCAUUUUUGAUAAAAUGUAUGAACGCAACCAAUGGACUCUACGGGAGGAAGAAGCAUGGGAGCCCCUGGCUCAGCUCAUUAGCCGACUUCCAGGCUUGACUGAUUUGAUAUAUAACUAUAUAAAACUGUUCCCGCAGUGUCUGCUAGAUGUGCUACACCGGAAGUUGCCCCGGUGCAGACUGCACAUAUACACCUUCUGCCUAGAGAGCCUAUACCGGUUCCCGGAUUGCCCAUACAAUAUAGAGCCAUAUGAGUAUACCCUCGCUACAUCACCAAACCUAUACAGCAUUUUUGUGCCUCAUUUUUAUUUUCGUUCGCCGUUGGUCGACCAUAAUUACGAAGCUGCUUUGCUGCUCGCAUCGGGACUGGCUCCAAAUUUGAAGGAGAUAUACCUGAAGACUAUACAAGAAUAUCCACUUGUAAACCGGAGCGUCCCUAGGCCUACAUGGCAUGGGUUCUUUCCUGACCGGCCUCAACCCACAAUCGGCUUUGGGAAGAUAGAGAAAUUGGGAUUCUCAUCUGGCGCUCUGAUGGACAACCAGGGGCUCGAGGCCUGGAACAACAAUACCUCUUUCUCCCAAUUGCGUACUCUUGUUUUGAAGGGCGAUAUAACCAUGGACACGUUUAAGUUGGCUGGGAAAUGCGAAUUUAACUCGCUUGAAACUCUGGCGUUAGAUUUGUCUCUCCUCAGUGAGGAGUAUGAUAGGCACGAGUUGGAUGCAACGGGCAGCUCGUUCCUCAAAAGUCUGUCUCAUCCACUUAAGAGCCUAAACUUGCCAGGCUCUUUUUCGACGAAGACUCUCCAGGCUGUUUUGGAUAGUCAUGGUAGCCAUAUACAACGACUACGGCUCUCAAGUUCCCCGAAAAAGAAGUGGCCAUUUACCUUGUCAGCGGCGAUGAUCAAUAAAUUCUCCUUACGAUGCUUGAAGCUUGAGGAGUUUACACUAAUUGUCGACCGCACAAUGGGGAGUCAGGAUGAAAUUGCUGUCUACCGGGCACUUGGGACACUAGCUAAAUUGAAGCAUCUUGUAAUAUAUAUGGACUUUUGGGGCCCUCAGAUUGACGGCAGCUUCAACCAUGGAAUGAUGAUAAACUCUGCCAUCGAUAGGCCAUUAGCCCAAUCUAUAUUUCACACAAUUAUCACCGCUGCUGAUCAGGGAAAAUCUGCUCUGCGGAGUCUCAAGAUCCACUGGAACAGAGCCCGUUAUCAAUGGGAACACCUACGUGAUAGGGAGUAUGCAGAUGUCGCCCUUGUUCUCCAACGCCAUUGGCUAUGUACCAGGUCAAGGGACGGCAGCGGCAAACUUCAUGUAAAGGAGCUUGGAAGCAUGAAGAGAGAGAGAAUUGAGACCAUCAAUCGUCAUCCCGAACCCCCCAAGGCCUACGAAGAGACGUUUCGGGACCUCUGGCCAAAAACGCGGGCGCAUUGGAGCGACGACUGGUAUAGCUUCCCCCUUCAGCUUGGACAGCGAACCUGA
Molecule: messenger RNA, 1827 nt
Organism: Arthroderma uncinatum
Lineage: Eukaryota; Fungi; Ascomycota; Eurotiomycetes; Onygenales; Arthrodermataceae
Exons: 1
Coding region: 1-1827 (608 amino acids)
Molecular function (GO): protein binding
Source: RefSeq, a predicted model, not a curated record